Pleuronectes platessa (European plaice) is the source of this 5049-nucleotide messenger RNA. RefSeq names its product ral guanine nucleotide dissociation stimulator-like 2 (gene rgl2). Gene Ontology annotation, biological process: positive regulation of GTPase activity; Ras protein signal transduction. The transcript is spliced from 19 exons. Gene Ontology annotation, cellular component: plasma membrane. Gene Ontology annotation, molecular function: guanyl-nucleotide exchange factor activity. The coding region runs from base 629 to 2797 and encodes 722 amino acids. The record is from RefSeq and is a predicted model, not a curated record. Lineage: Eukaryota; Metazoa; Chordata; Actinopteri; Pleuronectiformes; Pleuronectidae.
AAUUAAAGGAAGUGUUUCCGGCUUCUACCUGUCGUCAGACUGAGGCCUUCACGUCUAACUGUUGCUCUGCUUAGCGCUGCUUUAAACAGGAUACUCAGCCAAACUGGUUUAUCUGCAAGGGAAGGUCAUCCGCCUGGCCAAUGAGAGCAGGAGAGCAGAGAGGGGAGUUUGAGAGAGAAGGGGUAUUGUUCUGGAAAUAGCUGCAGGGCCUUUGUCUGUCAGUGGGUGUGUGUGUGUGUGUGUGUCUGUGUGCAGGCAAGAGCCCAUGCAUCCAUCUACUGAUGACAGCCUUUAUUUUUGUAUUUCAAUGAGGAUUUCAUUAUUAAGGCCUCUAAGGGUUACUGUGAAUAAAAGUGACUCCCUGAAAAGGAGUGUUGUCCUAUCAACACCAGCAUAUCCCUGUCUUUGUGUGUGUGUGCGUGAGUGUGUGUAUAUAAUGGGUGUGCCAAGGUGAUGCAGGCUCGGGGGGGGCCGGACUUAGCUCCUGCUUCAGGUGUGUCUUUGUGACACAGAGCCAUAAAGUGUGAAGAGGCAGACGGUAAAGACAUUAACGCACAGAUCCAGGACGACUGUUAGUGGAAGAAGAAGUGAAGAAAGAACGAAACCAAAAAGGGAGAGAGAACGACAAAUGAGAGAAAAUGGGGAAAGUGAAAAUGCCAUGUCUAGCUUUAUCGUGAAGAUUUCCAGGAAGCUCAGGGUCCUGUCUGGACUUGCAGAGCGAAAGGCAGAGCCCUCACCGAUGAAGACGACCUGGUACUGUCCUCUCGACCUGUCCACUGUGCUGGAGGAAGAGGAGGAUGGAGUCAUCUACACCGUGGUGGUCAAGCAGCAGCAUGUCGGCCCCACCAGUCCAGUGUCACGGGUGUCUCGCUCCCAGUGUAUGAAAGCAGGAACAGAGGAGAAGCUGGUGCUCCACCUCCUCCACUCCUUCGCUUUGGGAGACUCGUCCUUCAUCACCAUCUUCCUCUCCACCUAUCGCUCCUUCACCUCCACGGAGAGAGUGCUGGAGAUCCUCACCGACAGAUUGGAGAAUCCACCAGGGGACAGCGAGCGGAGCCACAUGAGACAGGCUUUCAACAAGGCGGUGUGCACCGUGUUCAGAACAUGGCUGACCGAGUUUCCCGAGGACUUCAAGACUUUGAAGGAGCCCUCUCGUCUGCUUCGACUGGCUCCCCUGCUCCCUCAGGACUCCUCCUCUGCGGCCGACCUCCGCGCUCGCCUCCUCCGGAUCGCAGAGGAGCUCAGCGAGAGAGCCCUGCUCCCCGACACCCACAGAGAUCACAGCAGUAUCCCCAGCUCUCCGCCUGACGCCUCCAAGUUUGAACCCACCAGCAUCCUGGGGUUUCCUGCACCACUCAUCGCGGAGCAGCUCACCAGGACAGAGACGGAGCUGUUUGUCCGCCUGGUGCCGUACCACUGCCUCGGCUCGCUGUGGUCUCAGAGGGACAAGAAGGGGAGGGAGGGCGUCUGCUGGUCCGUCCGGGCCACGGUGCGGCAGUUCAACAAGUUGGCCAACGCGGUGUUAGCGUCGUGCCUCUGCCCGACGACGCUGCGCAGCCAGCAGAGAGCGCGGCUGCUGGAGAAAUGGAUCAGCGUGGCAGAGGAGUGCCGAGGCAGAAAGAACUUCUCCUCGCUGUACGCCAUCGUGUCCGCUCUGCAGAGUAACCCCAUCCACCGGCUGAGGAAGACGUGGCAGGACACCGACAGGGAGGUGGUGAAGAGAUACGAGGAACUGUCAGAAAUAUUCUCCGAGAAGGACAACUACUCUCAGAGUCGAGAGCUCCUGAAGGAGGAGGGAACCUCAAAGUUUGCCAACACGGACAACAGGCUGAACAACAGACAUUUUAAUAAGUCCACUGCCAUGGGCACCGUGCCCUACCUGGGCCUCUUCCUCACAGACCUCACCAUGCUGGACACCGCGGUCAAAGACAGGCUCGACAAUGGCUACAUCAACUUCGACAAAAGGAGAAGGGAGUUUGAGGUUUUGGCUCAAAUCCGCCUCCUGCAGUCCUCCUGCAAAAACUGUGUGUUCAGCACGGACGAGUCCUUCAUGCGCUGGUAUCACAGUGUCCCUGCACUAAACGAGGAGGAGAGUUACAGACUGUCCAAUGAGAUCGAAGCACCAUGUGAGCCGAGUCCACGCGGCUCCACUCCGACAGUCAUCAUCACACAGUGUCCAGAUCUGAGCCGCUCGCGGACGAGUCUGGCGGGCGACAGCGACAGCCUCUUCGACUUCCCCUCGCCCGUCAAUAACCUGCUAUCAAAAUUCACAAAGCACAUGAGAUCUCCAUCUGUGUCCUGUCUGGAUGUGGAAACGUCCCCUCCCACCGCCGAGUCCACCCCCGACACCCUGACUCCAUCCACGCCCACAAAGUCCCACCGCCGAUCGGCCUCCUGCGGCAACAACCCCCCCAACCAGGUUCAAGGCUCCGGGCCAGACAUGCGGAUCAUCAGGAUCGGGAUGGACCUGCACGAUGGAAACAUGUACCGAAGCAUUCUGGUUACGAGCAAUGACAAGACCCCCACUGUGAUCAGCUCUGCCUUAGAGAAGCACAAUCAGGACCCCAAACAGACGGCCAAGUACGAGCUGAUCCAGCUCCUGCCCGACGCAAAAGAACUGGUCAUCCCCGCCACAGGAAACGUCUUCUACGCCAUGACAUCAUCCAGCGUUGACUUCCUGUUGAGGAGGAAAGGCGGGAACACUCCUCUUGGCUCACAUCCGAUCAGCACCGAGACGAGCGCCACGUUUCCUCGAAUCAAGGCCAAGGGGAGGAGGCUGGUCAGGACUCUGUUUUGACGUCAGAUCUUUGUCCACGGUGAACUUUUCGCUUGUCGCCCCCUGACAAACACCCGGGGGGGGGGGGGGGAAUCUCUCAAUAACGUGGCCUUCUCUGUGCAAACACAAAAAAACUACACAUGCCUUUAUCCCAUACGCCUCUUCAACCAAAGCACAGAGACCAAGUUCCUCUGACGUUUCAGAACCUCCUGCUGCUGAAGGUCGAGUCUUUCUUCUUUCCGAACAUUAUGCAUUUCUGAUUCACAUCCAGAGGAGGAGCGGCGGAGGCCUUUCAGUGAGUGCUCCUGGUGCUGGCUCUGGACUCCCAGUCAGGUGGCACUUAAAGCAUUUCUUUCUUCUUUGCUCAUUCCAACUCAAUGAAUAAGAUCUAUUCUAAUUAACACCGAGAAAUCCCUGGUUGUUGUCUGCCUCCGCUGUGAGGGAUGUUUCCCCAUCGUUAGAGGAAGAGUUAAUUGGUCUGUCUGCGAUCACCCAGGAGGCCGUCGAAGGAUUUAAGACUGUUUUAUUUGUGGAGGAAGAAUUAUAAUGAAAUCUUAACACGCAGAACUCGUCAGAUCUGGUUCUGGGAAGCAGCACGAAAACAGGAAGACGCACGAAUGGAAAACCAGAUGUAAUGUUAAUGCAUCUUUGUAGCAAAGCACUGGAGGUGGUCAUAGGAGACACGUAUAUAUGUUUUGUAUAUUUAUAUAUUUUGUACGUCUGUGUGAUGUCGACGUUGUGUUUACACUGGCAAGAAGCUCGAUAUGUCCAAAAACUGGCAAGUCACCAGUUCAUCAAGGAAUCUGUUAUUUAAACUGGUCAGCAAAUCAACACAGUGGGUGAUUGGGCAGAUAUGGAUUUCAGCUUCAAACCUUAAAACGGCAUCAAUCCCUGUUUUUCUAUUACACUGAUUGUUUGAGUAUUGAUAUUGUGAAGGUGAAGCUCGAAGCUUCAGAACACUACGGAGCAAACAGACAGUGAACAAGUCAAACAUCCAGCCAGAGACUUUCUGCCAGAAUUCACAGGUUGUGUCCGAAAUCACUCACUGAUCAGUCCGCCAUUUUGUAGUGGUGCACUCAUUGUUUCCCACAAUGCAUUGCGCUGGUGGUAGAGAGACGGAAAUUGUCGUAUAAAUGUAAAUAGAAGCAGAUCAGCACAGCACAAAGUGUGGGACACAAAUUUAUUUCUACAUUUAAAAAGGAUAGUUUAAAGGUUUUUUUUUUUAACCUUUAAGUAUUAAUGCCAAGUGUAAAAUGAAGGUUUAAAUUUACAUUGAUAUUUUCCACCAGCCUAUGUUGUUAUAAUCCCGCGAUAACGGCGAGAUAAUCAGCACCAAGUAGUGUCCGAAAGUAGGGAACAGUGAAUGAGUGGGUGAUUUCAGACACAACCAUAGACUCUAUACAAAGAUGGCCGACACGACAAAUCCCCAAAAGUGAAGCCGAAAUCUGUCUCUGUGUCAGAGUCUCCUUCAAAUGCGGCAGAGACUGUAACAGAGAUAUUUUGGCUUCGCUUGUGGAUAGUGGGAGGAGGUGGAGACACGGCGUCCAUCUUUACAUCCAGUCUAUGCUAGAGACCAAACAAGAGCUAAAAGAAGCGUUCAUCAUUUGGACAGAAAAAGUGUUGGCAGCUGCUAGCCAAAACAAAUUUAAAGGCAAUAAAAUGAUAAAAUGAUUAUUUUUGAUAUAUUUCUGCCCCCUAGUGGCCAAACAUUUAAUGGCUAUUACUACAACUUGCAGCUCUUUCAAAAUUAGUGGCUUCGCUUCCCAGUUGAGGACAAUGAUGAAAGUCAAACUAAAAGAUACAACUGGUUUCCCACCAGCUCAGCAGGAUCCAUCUUGAUUCCUGUUUCCGUGCAGCACAACGCCUCAGCUCUUCUUUCAUGUCGUGAGUCGACUUCAUCGCAGGUUUAUAACGCUCAACCUCAAACGUCCACACAAGUCUUGUGACCUCUGGUCGCCGCGCUCCCCUGCUCGGUGCUGGUGACGCCUGUUGUACAUCGGCCGAGGCACUAGCAUGGCUGGACCAGGGAGAGGAUUCUGGGUAAUAAUAAUGGAUGACGUGUGCUAGCGUUUAAUGCUACGCUAUACUGAUUGUUUUCUGUGCCUUUUUCCAGAAGGGUGCUCACCUUUGCCCCAUGUUUGCAUUAGAAUGUAUGCAGCACAUGCGGCGGACACGCGGUCGCCUCCAGUGCUGCGUCGUCUCACAUCAAAGCUAUUUAUGCACUACAUACAGGAUGUCCUAUUUUUGUGGUAAUAAAUUUACUUUUAUAUGAA